CUGGGCUGGUGAGGGAGCAGCAGGAUACCGGGGUAACCAGUUCAGUCAUACGGGGCGUGCGGAUUGUGAACAGGUGCCUGUGGGGUGGUGCAGAAACAUGAUCUGGGACUGGCCCGCAGGCACGGGCUGACGAGUACCUACCUGUCUAUUUCUGAGUCGCCCGGCCGGGAGUUAUUUUUAGUCAUGGGCAGUAGUGGGCAUGUAGGAGUAUUUUGGGCAUGGGUAGAGGGAGCCACUGACAACAUGGCGUUCGCUCUCGAUGGCUUAGUUGAGCAAGUGCGAUCGUGGGUGGCAGUAGGGGGCCUUAGCGGCCUGGGCCUCGCCUCUAUCAUGGAUACCCUUAAUACUCUUCUCGUGGGAUGGAUGAUAUUCGUGGCGUUGAUUUUAAUAAUUGGCACUUUCUUUUAUUUUAAAUUCAUAUACCAGUAUGAGAGUGGUGAUUUAGGAAGGCCACAUGAUACACAGCCAAGAGGUGAGCCUAAAGAUGAAAAAAAUAAGACCGCGGUCAAGAAGUCAGCCCCGGGGAGGUCAGGUCCUGAAGUCAAACCGGCCGAGCCUGCCAGGAAGCCCACCAUUGUUCCUGACAGGAGCGGGGAGCCCGUCACCGCCCCCGUAGCGACAGGAGCUGAUCCUGACGCUGUCAAAUGGACUAACAACGUCUUCACCUGGCUCUACAACAGCGUCGACGGCGGCCCAGCCAUAAGGAAGACCUGGCUCGACACUGUCAACGAAAACACCGUCAAAACUGCCUUACAGACGGGUAUCCUGGUGGAGGUGGUGGAGGUGUACAAAGUCACAGCCGCUCCUACACUCUCCAACAUGGUGGUCGACUGCUCACCUACUGACAACGUGACAAUCACUUGUGACUGCGAUGCGACGAUAUACCUGCGGAUAAUGACAACAAGAACCCAAGGAGAGACAACGACCGAGAGCGAGUAUGCUUGUGCUGUUAGUACACUCAGAGGGAGACUCAAUAUUGCCUCCAUCACCUCAGAAUUGAUGGCUGUGGUCAAGUUUGAUGGCUGGCCUGAGGUUGCUUUAGAGCUGGAAGGAAUUCGAAAUAACUCCACUGGGUUGAAUGAACAACAGAUGCUGGAUGUAGUUGAUGAAGUCCUUACCUCAGCCCUUCGAAACUCUGUCCUGGAUGUCAACUUCCAAUCCAGCAAGACCUUCCCCAAAUUUCGAAGAGCACGACAGGUUCCUGACCCCAUCAUCCCAGUUGGCUACGAUUCUAUGGUACGUGAGUCGCAAACACAUCCACCCUCAGCUCCUCGUAAGCCAAAGAAAUCACUCUUUGCUUCAAUUCAUGAUGAAGAAAUUGAGGAGGCAGGAGAAUCAUUCACAGCCCUCACUUUUUCCUCCAACCUUUCCAAGCAAAUUAAUCUCACUACCAGUGAAGAACAGCUUAUUGCUAGGAACCUGCAUAAAUAUCCCUCAUUAGAAAAUACAGAAAUAGGUGGAGAUGAUAUUAGUGAAAUUUGUAAAUCUUGGGAAGAAAACUAUGUGCCGGCUGCCGAGGUACCCAGUGAAGAUCAUGAGACUGUGGUAGUCCCAGUUACUGUUCCCCGGGCUGACCAAAAGGAAAAAUCACAAACUCAAAAUUUUGUUCUUGUGGCUAGUAAUAGGUCAAAGCUUAUUGAUGAGCCAAGAACUGUAGUUUCCAUUGAAGAAAUAGAAGAAGAAGAACCUGAACUUGAGCUUCAUCCAGUCCGAAAACCACAUGUUGAGGAUGAACCUUGUAUCAGAAGAGGAAGUAGAAGCCCUCUACUUCUUGGUCAUCCUAAGAUAGAAGAGCCACAAGAAUCAGUAGAACUAAAGGAACUUGAGGAACUACUGCAGUUAGAUAAAAUAGAUAUCUCUGACAAGUCACUAACCAGCACUUCUGGAUUUGGACCUCUGCCUUCCCUGCCUGGCCUACAAAAAGGACCUUUCGUAUCAGCCCUUCCAUCUACGACUACGGGUCAAUCCAUGGGAAUUCCUGGUCUUAAUGGCAAGCGGCUUCUGGUGAAGAUUGUUAAAGCAACAAGUGUUGGCUGUGAUAAGUCUGUGUGUGAAGCUUAUGCUGUGGUGGAGAUGGAUGAACCCCCUCAGAAGUUCACCACUUCAGUAGUCAAAGACACAAGUUCUCCCUUUUGGGAUGAACAGUUUCUUUUUGAUCUUAGUGGUGGCACAUUGGAACUACUCUUUGAGGUAUAUGAUAAGAAGGAUGGAAAUUUCUUGGGGCUUGGAAUUGUAGGAAUUGAAGAAUUAGUUGCCACGCCCUCCCAGAGACAAAUCAUCCCCCUUCAAUCCCGGCCAUAUGAAAAUGAUGAAGUCUCAGGAUCGUUGACAGUGGAGUUUCUGUUCUUGGACCGGGCUGACUUGCCUGAACAUACACUCCGUUCCAGUGCCACAAGUCAGAGUCUGACGUCCAAAGGUGACCUCAUAACCACCACAACAACCACUUAUGUAAAGGCUCCUGAAUUACAAGAUGUUAUCGUUAAUGGUGGUGAUGGGGUUGCAGCAGUGGCGUUAAGGGAUAUUGAAGAAAAGAAGACUGUAGUUGCUAACAAUGCCAGCAAAUCUACCAUGAUCAUCCAUGCCUCUAGGAAAGAAGUUACCAAGAAAGUUAUCCAGGUCCAGCGAGCUCCCAGUGGCGAGUACAAGGAAUUGACGGUAAAGCCGGAUGAGGAGGGAGAAUAUCCUGAAUUCCCCACCGAGGACCUGACUGCCCUUACCACAACAGCGACUACAACAACCCCUAUUAUUACUACCACGUCCACUCACAGUACAGCUCCCUCUACCAGCUUAUCCCCGACCACUACAACUACUUCCACCACCAAUGCUACUACAAAUGCUGAUGCAGCAGAUCCCCUUGAUACUGAUGAGCGGGGUAGAAGUAGAGGAAGCCGUCGCAAACGAGAUUCUUUCUUUGGUACGCUAAAGAAAAGAUUUAGUCGUUCCAAAGUUCGGUCCAAAAGUAUGGAUCCAAGUGCCCGAGACACCUCCAUGGACCGUGAUGCCUCAGUAGGUCGUUCAAUAUCUGCGGAGAGAUCUGCGAACCUCAACAGAGCAUCAGAGCAGCAGCAAGUGAACCCACCCUCUCUCCGGGACACGAUUGCGCCAACCCCCGCCCACUACCUCUACUUGUUACAUGCUCAACGGCUACUAUCAGUACCAGCCAAUGUAGGAGGUGACGGAGGGUCCACAAGAUCGUCCCUGAGUGAUGCGUCUGCUAUCAGCAGUUCUUCCACCCGGACAUAUGUUAAUGAAGCGUCCACACUCAUUAUUGAGACCAGUGAGAAUGGUGUCUUUAAACAUUACUUGAUUCCUUUGGCGCUACAGCAGAAGAGUAAGUGGAGGAAGAAAGGCUUAAAGCUUCACAUCUUUGGGGAGCACACCUUCCUUGCCAAGCACAUGUCCAGCACAACACCAUGUGAAGUGUGUCACAAGACAUUAGGAAGGAGAUUUGGCAAACAAGGUUAUGUGUGCCGUGACUGUGGUUUCAAAUGCCACAAGCCAUGCCAUGUAAAGACAGAAAUAAUAUGUCCUAACUCUACUGUCAACAGCAUGGACCUGGAGUAUGUGAAGGAUCCACGUGAGGAACGGCGAGCGUGGCUCAGGAAAGCAAGGGCAACAUGAGUCAUCAUCAAUAUACUUUCCUACGUUCUUACGCUUUAUACACAAACACUAAUAUAUCUGCAUAUUUAUUUCUGUCCAUGUGUAUGCUAAUGUCAAAUUAUAAUUAUGUUCUUGCAUUCAUAUGCUCACAGUCGUGGAAACAUUCUCACACACUCAUAAAUGCUCAAUCAGAUUAAGCACUGUGCGUCAGUCUGAGAAUAAUUUCUGUGAUGCAGAUUAUGAUAUAUUGGUGAAAUAUUUACAGUACAUGAUGUGUUUUUAACUUCACAGGGUACUAAAUAUAUAUAUAUACAGUCCUGCGCCGGUUAACGUCCUAGAUAUGUUCUUGGAAACGUGACGUUAACCGAAAUGGACGUUGUUCGAUCAUCACAAAAACGCUAUAUCGAAAGUACAGAACUUAUGGGAUUUAUUCUAAUUGGUUCCUAAUUGGAUCCUAGUGCUGUCACUUGGUACCCCUGUACCAUAACACCAGAAGCAACUGGCCAGUGUCACAAGUAUAUACAGUACAGUACAGUCA
Molecule: messenger RNA, 4138 nt
Organism: Homarus americanus (American lobster)
Lineage: Eukaryota; Metazoa; Arthropoda; Malacostraca; Decapoda; Nephropidae
Exons: 19
Coding region: 184-3621 (1145 amino acids)
Source: RefSeq, a predicted model, not a curated record